GGUGGGAGGGGCUGAACGCGGAAGCGCUGCGUGUUUCUAAACGGGAGCGUGCGGCCCUGGUGCUCGCGCGUAGCAACUCGCUGUCAACUUUCCGGAGUUCAUAACUGCUGAUCAAAUUUACAUGAAGUAGCUGGUUAAACACCAGCGGGCUAGUCUGACCAGGAAUGGGAGCCAACAACAGCACGCGCCGCGUGUCCUUUGAGUCGGAUGAGAAUGAGAACAUAACGAUAGUGAAGGGCAUACGGCUCUCAGAGAAGGUCAUCGACCGCAUGAGGGAGCCCUCAGGCCCACCACAGCCCCCCACCAGAACCCCUCCUGCUUCUCCUCCCGUAGUUGAUCCUCUGCCAGCACUGGUGCCAAUAUCUUCUCCACCUGACCCUGUCACUUCCCUUCCACCCUCUUCCUUGCCAGAGCGAGUCAGACUCCCUGAGCAGGUGACCACUACUGCACCUCCUCCUCCUCCUCCGCCGGUCAUUCUCCCCCCACCUCCUCCCGUAGCGACAUCUGAAUCAGUGGGUGCUGCAUCAGCCCCUGCAGAAAUAACCACCCCCUCCCCUCCAGCUGAACUUGUCGCUCCUGUCGCUUCCGCUGCUGAAACUACUCCACAGCCGCCUUUGUGUGUAGAAAAACCCGCGGCUGCUUCUUCACCACCGCCACCACCUCCACCCGCCGUGGAUGAGUCUGAACUGAGAAGAAAGAUCUCUGAAGAGCUGCAGAAGGGCCUGGAGGAAGAGAGGAGAAAGGCAAAGGAGGAGCUCAACCAGUGGCUGGAAAAGGAAAAGUCCCAGGCUCAUGUUGAGGCCCAGGCAGAAGCCCAAGCCCAGGUGAAAGACGAGGUGAGCAGGAUCCUUGCAUUGGAGAAAGAGCAGAGCAUCCAGAAAGCCAUACUGAGAGAAAAAAUCAGCGCUGAGGAUGAAAGACUGCAAGCUCAGAUAUAUCAGAUGGAGAGAAAGGCUAGACAGUUGGAGGAGAGAGACAAAGAGCUCCGGAAACAGGAUGCCUUCUACAGAGAGCAAGUGGCCAAGCUGAAGGAAAGAAGUGGCCAGUUCUACAAGGUUACAAAUGAAAACUAUCACAAGGCAGCAGACGAGGUCAACGCCAAGUUUAAACGAUAUGAAAUUAGUCCAGUGUGCACCGACCUUCAGGGGCAGAUUCUGAAGUGCUACAGAGAAAAUGCUGGAAAAACUCUGCUGUGCUCCAACAUCGCCUCUCUAUACAUGCAGUGUGUCAACAGUGCAAAACAGGAAAAGUUGAGGACUGGAGGUUAAGUCUCUGCGCGGAAGACCCGUUUGUAUCUGUGAUCUCACCGUUUAUCGACUGUUGCCAAGAAAAGACGCCACCCGGAGACACACCUGAGCAGACCUGAAGCAGAAUCUGCAGUGUAUUGAGAGCUAGAGACCCUUUUUUUCCCUUUACCCUUUCCCAUCACUUUUACCUUUCUACCUCCUUCCUGUUAGUUCACCUUUAUCCAGCAAAGGGGAAACUUGGAUCCAUUUCUGAAAUGGACAGAAUCAGUGAGCAGCGGCGAUCGUAGGUGGAACUCAAAAGCUCUGAGCACCUGAACCAGAAAAUGCACCUGAAAAGGAUAGCACACAGUGAAGAGAACCGAACUAGGCACCAAAUAUUGGCCACACCAGGCCAAUCAAGACCCAGAAGUCGGAGUUGCUUCUAGAUUUGGUCGUAGCGUCACUUAUCCAGUCAUCAUACCUGUGAUCACCCUGCUAACCCACCACGAUGCUCCAUCACGCUUCCCAUUGCACUAGUCACAUCCUCCAGCUGUUCGUUGUGUUUUUUGCGUGUGAUGUACAUUACCGUUUUGUCUCGUCGUUCACACGAAAAGGUCAGGCCUGAUCCCCUGAUCUGCUUUAAAGAAUAAACUAUUCAAACCUAA
This is a messenger RNA of Puntigrus tetrazona (Sumatra barb), 1891 nucleotides long. RefSeq names its product coiled-coil-helix-coiled-coil-helix domain containing 3a (gene chchd3a). The transcript is spliced from 10 exons. NCBI's taxonomy places the organism in Eukaryota, Metazoa, Chordata, Actinopteri, Cypriniformes, Cyprinidae. Gene Ontology annotation, biological process: inner mitochondrial membrane organization. Gene Ontology annotation, cellular component: mitochondrion; MICOS complex. The record is from RefSeq and is a predicted model, not a curated record. Bases 165 to 1268 code for a protein of 367 amino acids.